Fundulus heteroclitus (mummichog) is the source of this 1525-nucleotide messenger RNA. RefSeq names its product pancreatic and duodenal homeobox 1 (gene pdx1). The transcript has 2 exons. The record is from RefSeq and is a predicted model, not a curated record. Gene Ontology annotation, biological process: type B pancreatic cell differentiation; regulation of transcription by RNA polymerase II. Gene Ontology annotation, molecular function: RNA polymerase II cis-regulatory region sequence-specific DNA binding; DNA-binding transcription factor activity, RNA polymerase II-specific. Gene Ontology annotation, cellular component: nucleus. NCBI's taxonomy places the organism in Eukaryota, Metazoa, Chordata, Actinopteri, Cyprinodontiformes, Fundulidae. Bases 317 to 1078 code for a protein of 253 amino acids.
GAUUUACCUGCCGUCUUGUCUGAGAAAACCAACAGGUGGACGCAGGUGGAGGCUGGCUGUUGUAUUUGCAGAGCGGCACUGAUUUACGCGGUCUGUUCAGGAUCUCCUGGAAACUGGCCGCUGCAGCUCUCCCGCUUUGUGUAAACAGUGAAACCAAUGGCUUGGUGCGCCGCGCAGGGUCACAUGGUGUCAGAGAGUGACACACCUGUGCGGAGCCCGCGGGGGCCCUCGCAGUUGCGCCACAGGUGCGGAGAGCUGAAGGUCCGCACCGGCGGGAGCGGGAUCGCAGCUACGGAGCCUCGGGUCCUCUCCAAACAUGAAUCGGGAAGAGUCCUUCUACCCCUCUCAGGUUUUUAAAGACUCCUGCGCCUAUCAGAGAUGUCCGGGUGACGACUACAGCCCGCCGCCCUGCCUCUACAUGAGCAGGCAGGUGCACUCGGUGUACGCGCCGCCGUCCCUGGGGACCCUGGAGCAGGCCAUCCUUCCCGACAUCGCUCCUGGCGCUUUCACCAUGGCCGGCAUGCGGGAGGAUCAGGGCGUGCCUCCGCUCCACCACCCGCAGGGGCUCCAGCAGCAGCAGCAGCCUCCAGUUUACACAGAAGCGGGAGAGCAGAGCAGAUAUCACCUGCCUUUUCCGUGGAUGAAGACCACUAAAUCACACUCGCACACCUGGAAGGGCCAGUGGACAGGCUCUUACGUGAUGACCGAGGCUGAGGAAAACAAGCGCACGCGGACCGCGUACACGCGCGCCCAGCUGCUGGAGCUCGAGAAGGAGUUCCUCUUCAACCGCUACAUCUCGAGGCCGCGGCGCGUGGAGCUGGCGCUGACCCUCAGCCUCACCGAGCGCCACAUCAAGAUCUGGUUCCAGAACCGGCGCAUGAAGUGGAAGAAGGAGGAGGACCGGAGGAGGGCCAGGGGGUCCGAGCCGGACCAGGACUCCUCCAUCACCUCCGGGGAUCAGGGAGAGACGGCGGUGGGAGGGGUGUCCUCCACGAACGGACCUCACACCAGCACACCCCCCGUUUCCCCGUUGCACGGCCACACGCUGUCUGCGUCGGGGUCCAGAGAACCCGCAUAGACCUCUCCUUAAUUGGAGUAAUAAUAACUUUUCACAUGUUGAGCAAAGAAAACUCCCACAGCAGCUUAAGAGACCUGUCAAGAUACAUUCCAGUGUUUUUCAAUGUGGGCAAUGUGGCUCCUUUCCUUGGGCGCCAUACCACCAGGAAGCAGAAAAUAUCUGUCUGUACAUAGCUGUAUAAAUAUAUAAAUGCGUGUGUCUGGUGCAAAGGGAAAGGCUCGCAUGUCAGAGUUUCUAUACUUUUCCGGUUUGCCUUGUGUAUAAUUCACUGUGUCCUGCCAACUAAUUUCAACGGGAAGUAUCUCUUCGUAAUAUCUUCUCAGUGGUUAUUUGGGAUAUUGAACUCCAGAGGGCAUAACGACACAAAAGUUUACAAAAAGCACAAACUUUUCUCCCCACUUUUUUUUCUUUCCAUGCCGCAGUUUUAUGCACAGUCAACUCAAACAA